This is a messenger RNA of Gekko japonicus, 903 nucleotides long. RefSeq names its product beta-1,3-galactosyltransferase 5-like. NCBI's taxonomy places the organism in Eukaryota, Metazoa, Chordata, Lepidosauria, Squamata, Gekkonidae. The record is from RefSeq and is a predicted model, not a curated record. Gene Ontology annotation, molecular function: N-acetyl-beta-D-glucosaminide beta-(1,3)-galactosyltransferase activity. The coding region runs from base 1 to 903 and encodes 300 amino acids. The transcript has a single exon. Gene Ontology annotation, cellular component: membrane.
AUGGCGUUCGCUGUAGCUUGUUUCACCAUGUUGAGUACUAUUGGAAUCUUCCCAGUCUAUCAAAAGGAUGUGCCUGUUGUUGACAGAAACACUGGAGAUUUUGUGACACUGCCUGAUAAGAAUUGUGGUAGGAAUCCACCAUUCCUAGUAAUACUGGUAACAUCUCAGCUAAACCAAACUACAGACCGGAUGGCUAUCCGUGAAACGUGGGGCAAAGAAAGAAUAAUAGCAGGCAAACACAUUGUGACAUAUUUUCUCCUAGGAAACGAUUCGCAUCCCUAUCACCAGUUUGCUGUUACUACAGAAAGCUUACUGUAUAAAGACAUCAUCCAAAAGGAUUUUCUGGAUACAUAUUACAAUUUGACUUUAAAGACUUUGAUGGGACUUGAAUGGAUUCAUAAAUUCUGUCCACAGUCUAGCUUUGUCAUGAAAACUGAUUCUGAUAUGUUUGUUAAUACCUAUUACCUGACAGAACUUCUUUUAAAAAGAAACAAAACAACCAGAUUCUUCACAGGUGCUUUAAAAAUGCAUGAGCACCCAAUAAGGCGUCUAGGUAGUAAAUGGCAUGUUAAUAAAUGGGAAUAUCCAGGAAGAAAGUAUCCACCAUUUUGUUCAGGAACUGGCUAUGUUUUCUCCACUGAUCUUGCUAGUCAGGUGUACGUCAUUUCCAAAAAGGUCCCAUAUAUUAAACUGGAAGAUGUGUUUGUUGGUCUGUGCCUUGCUGAACUCAAAAUUAAGCCAGAAAUGCUUCAUUCAGAGCCAACAUUUUUUGCAGACCGAGUUGAAUUUUCUCCUUGUCGCUACAGGAAACUUGUUACAAGCCAUUUUAUCACUGCUAGUGAAAUGAUGGUGUACUGGAAUGUGCUGGAAAAAUCCAUGAUUGAAGAAUGCCCAAGUCGUUAG